AUGCCUGUCGUCAAUCCAGAAAAACUGGUAGCUCUACAGCGGAAUCCAGACGGCAUCAGAAAUAUUUGUAUCUUAGCCCACGUUGAUCAUGGAAAAACAUCCCUUUCAGACGCCCUCAUUGCUACCAACGGCAUCAUUUCCCCCAAACUCGCAGGCAAGAUUCGAUACCUCGACUCCCGUCCCGAUGAACAAACUAGAGGUAUUACCAUGGAAUCAUCUGCCAUCUCCCUCUUCUUCUCCAUGCUACGAAGAUCUGCGCCCAAUGCUACGCCCGAACCAAAGGAAUAUUUGAUCAACUUGAUAGACUCUCCCGGACACAUCGAUUUCAGCAGCGAAGUCUCAACCGCGUCACGUCUGUGUGAUGGCGCAGUGGUCCUAGUGGAUGCCGUGGAAGGUGUAUGCAGUCAGACUGUUACAGUGCUGCGGCAGACUUGGGUUGAGCACAUGAAGCCUUUGCUUGUUAUCAAUAAGAUGGACAGGCUAAUUACCGAACUCAAAAUGACUCCUGGAGAAGCAUACAUACAUCUCAGCAAACUACUAGAACAAGUUAAUGCCGUUCUAGGAAGUUUCUUCCAAGGUGAGCGAAUGGAGGAGGAUCUAAACUGGCGGGAAAGAGUCGACGAGAGAAUUGCUGCGGCAGCUGCCAAAGAACUCGAGAAAUCAGAAAAAGAUGUCGUUGGCAACUCGGUCGAUAUCGAUACCAUGGCUGCAAACCCCGAGUUCGAAGAAAAAGAUGACGAAGAUCUUUAUUUUGCCCCAGAAAAGAACAAUGUUAUAUUUAGCAGUGCCAUCGAUGGCUGGGCAUUUACCGUCAGGCAAUUUGCAAGCUUAUACGAGAAGAAAUUGGGCAUAAAGCGCACGGCUAUGGAGAAAGUGCUCUGGGGAGACUUCUAUCUAGAUCCGAAGACCAAGAAAGUUUUGGCGCAAAAACAUUUAAAGGGCCGUAAUCUCAAACCAAUGUUCGUUCAGUUGGUGCUUGAGCAGAUUUGGGCUGUAUAUUCUGCAACUACUGGUGGGGACAAGGGGAAGGGUGAUCCUGCCAUGACCGAAAAGAUUACAAAAUCACUAAACCUCACUCUUCCUCCACAUAUCGUUCGCUCACGAGAUCCUCGAGCGAUCCUCACAGCGCUGUUUUCCGCCUGGUUACCAUUAUCCACCGCACUUCUCGUCUCUGUCAUCGAAUCACUACCAUCACCUCCGAUUGCUCAGGAAAGCAGGUUACCAGGUCUCAUUGAUGCUUCACCUGGUCAUACUCAUGUCGAUCCCAAGGUCCGCGAUGCAAUGGUAAAGUCCAAAGCCUCCACGGAUGACCCAGUCGUCGCAUAUGUCAGCAAAAUGGUAUCGAUUCCCGAAAGCGAACUCCCAGAGAACAAACGCCGUGGAGGAACACUUAGUCCCGAAGAAGCAAGAGAAAUGGGUCGACGGAAGAGAGCAGAAAUUGCUCGAGCACAGGCAUUGGAGAACGGAACUGCUGAAGAUCCUGUAAACGGACUUACUGAGACGAUAGGAGACGCCAGUCUUGAGGAAAAGAAGCCAGAAGACGAGGCCCAGCCUAAGGAGCACCUCAUUGGUUUCGCGAGAAUAUACUCCGGGACCCUCUCAGUCGGCGACUCAGUCUAUGUCUUACCCCCCAAAUUCUCCCCAGCACACCCACACAAUAGUCCUGAGCCACAAAAGGUCACUGUCACAGCUUUAUACCUCCUCAUGGGCCGCGGUCUCGAACCACUCACCUCCGUCCCCGCCGGUGUAGUGUUCGGCAUUGGCGGCCUAGAAGGCCAUAUUCUCAAAUCCGGCACAGUUUGCAGUCAACUCAUCGGUAGCGUCAAUCUCGCAGGAGUGAACAUGGGCUCGGCACCCAUCGUGCGCGUAGCACUCGAACCCGUCAACCCUGCUGAUCUCGACAAAAUGAUUUCUGGUCUUAAAUUAUUGGUUCAAAGCGAUCCUUGUGCUGAAUACGAGCAGUUUUCUAGUGGUGAACAUGUGUUGCUGACUGCUGGGGAAUUACAUUUGGAGAGAUGUCUGACGGAUUUGAGGGAGCGGUUUGCAAAGUGUGAGGUUCAGGCUGGCGAGCCGAUUGUGCCGUAUAGGGAGACUAUUGUUAGGGCGGAGGAGAUGAAACCACCUGCUAACAAAGAGCUUGGGAGGGGAACGGUCAUUGCGGUUACUACUUCAAAGCAAGUUACGAUUCGAUUACGUGUGAGGCCUUUACCAGCUGAGGUGACGGAGUUCUUGUCUAAGAAUUUCAGUGCUAUCAAACGACUUUACUCUGAGCGCCAAGCGGAAGAGAAAGGAAAGCAAACGGAGAGUCAAGAUGGAUCGGAUCAAGAAGACGCCGAUGAGGACGGUGUGGUGGAUCAUACAAAGAUUUUAUCACUCGCGGAGUUCAAGAAACAGCUCCAAGCAACGUUUGAGAGUGUAAAGGCCCAACGAGAUGUCUGGGCAAAUGUCGUGGAUCAAAUCUCUGCGUUCGGGCCCCGAAGAACAGGUCCUAACUUACUGAUUGAUGCUACAAAAGAAGGCAUAUGUGGUCGAUUCCUGAACGACAACACCACCGCUUCUAAAACCGCGGAACAAAACACAUCCUCAUCCCUAAGCCCAGCAUCAUUCUCCGACAAAAUAACCCAUGCCUUCCAACUCUCCACCCUACAAGGACCCCUCUGCGCAGAACCCAUGCAAGGCGUAGCCGUCUUCCUCGAUUCCGUCACCGUCACCCCUUCCCCAACCGAAGAAGAAUCCUCACUAGGUCGUUUAACGGGCGAAGUGAUCAAAGCUGUGCAAACGGGUAUAAAACAGGGGUUCCUGGAUUGGUCCCCGAGGAUUCUAUUAGCCAUGUAUUCAUGUGAGAUUCAAGCUAGCACCGAAGUCCUAGGCCGCGUCUACGACGUCCUAACCCGUCGCCGCGGCACCAUCCUCUCCGAAUCACUCCUCGAAGGCUCCUCCUCCUUCACGAUCCUCUCCCUCCUCCCCGUCGCCGAAUCCUUCGGUUUCUCCGACGAAAUCCGCAAGCGCACCUCCGGCGCCGCCUCGCCGCAACUCAUAUGGCGCGGCUACGAGAUCCUGCACGAGGACCCCUACUGGGUGCCGCGCACCGAGGAAGAGAUGGAGGACCUGGGCGAGUUUGCCGAUAAGGAGAAUGUGGCGAAGCGGUAUGUGGAUGGUGUGAGGAGGCGUAAGGGCAUGCUUGUUACGGGACGGGGGGAGAGGAGGGAGGGGGAGAAACAGAAGACGCUUAAGAGGUAG
This is a messenger RNA of Lachnellula hyalina, 3240 nucleotides long. It is a transcript of the gene ria1, whose product is annotated as Ribosome assembly protein. Lineage: Eukaryota; Fungi; Ascomycota; Leotiomycetes; Helotiales; Lachnaceae. Gene Ontology annotation, cellular component: ribonucleoprotein complex; cytosol. The record is from RefSeq and is a predicted model, not a curated record. Gene Ontology annotation, molecular function: GTPase activity; ribosome binding; GTP binding. The coding region runs from base 1 to 3240 and encodes 1079 amino acids. Gene Ontology annotation, biological process: cytosolic ribosome assembly. The transcript has 7 exons.